Molecule: messenger RNA, 454 nt
Organism: Alligator mississippiensis (American alligator)
Lineage: Eukaryota; Metazoa; Chordata; Crocodylia; Alligatoridae
Gene: UCN
Product: urocortin
Exons: 1
Coding region: 13-288 (91 amino acids)
Cellular component (GO): extracellular region
Molecular function (GO): hormone activity
Source: RefSeq, a predicted model, not a curated record
GCCGUCCCCAGCAUGAGGCAGGCACUGCUGGCGCUGCUGUUGCCGUCGCUGCUGCUGCUGCUGGCGCUGCUGCCCCCCGACGGCGCUGCCCAUGGGGACUCGGGCCGGGAGCGGGAGCCGGGGCCAGGGCCAGGGCCAGGGCCUGGGCGGACGCGGCGCGAGGAGCCGCCGCUCUCCAUCGACCUGACCUUCCACCUGCUGCGGCACAUGUUGCGCCUGGCGCGGACGCAGAGCCAGCGCGCCCAGGCCGAGCAGAACCGCCUGGUCCUCGACGCCGUCGGCAAGUAGCGGCGCCGCCCGGCCUACAGGGCCCACGCACAGCGAGGGGACGUGCCCGCCGCCCGCAGCGUCCCGGGAGCGGGGCCCGCGCCCCUUGCCUCCCCCGCGCCGGGGCCGGGGCUGGGCUGGAGCCGCGGAGACGCCGCGAUUUUCUAAUAAAACGUGUUGGAAACCC